GUGCUACAUCAGACGGGAAAGUUAUAUCCUUGAAGAUUAUAAACGUUAUUUUUAAUUAUUUCAGUUUAUUGUGAAGUAAAUAUUAAAUAAAUCAAGUAUUUAAGACGUAGAGAAUUAUGAUUUGUGCUAUUGCUGUAAUGAGUUUUAAUGCAAUCGACUUAGACGUAAAAUACUUUGACAGUCCAUAAGGGAAAAUUCUCAUCAAAUUAUGGCUCAGUAAAAGAAUCAAUAAUAAUGCAUCCCCUCUUGGGGUGCUGAAAUUCUGUGAAAUUUUCCCAUGGAAAUACAUAAGUGAAUAUUAUAUAUUCUUUCCAUCAAUCACUGCAAUGAACUAUUAAUAAAAAAAUAAGGCACUUUUUCUAAAUUAACUGGACUAUAGUAAUGCAUUUUAAUUUGAAAACAUUUUAUUAAUUUUACAAUAUUGAAAUAUUUUAUGUUGUUAUUAAAUGUCAAAAUUACAAGUUAUUUGAAGUCUAUAAGUGUGUGACAUGCCUCCUAUUAGUGAAGAUAUGUAAGUGUAAUAAAAUGAGUCAUCCAGAUAGCUUAACGGGUUUAUCAUGGGAAUUAGAUUGCACACUAAAGUGUCGUUCCCAAAUUCAUGCUUCUAAAAUUUUAGCAGCAGUUACAAGAGGUGACAAUGCUGAAAUACAAGCCUAUUGCAGAUGGCUUUGCCACAAUUUCUUCAGUGUUACUGAUAAGUUAGGAAGAAAUAUAUUGCACAUGGCUGCUGCUUGUGGAAAAUGGAGAUUAAUAGAAUGGUUAAUUAAGAAAUGCCAUUCAGAAGUAGAUGUGAAAGAUGCAGAAUCUGGAUGGACUGCACUUCAUCGUAGUCUUUUUUAUGGACAACUUACCACAGCUAGAAAACUUUUGAUGUAUGGAGCCAAUCUACAAAUAUAUGAUCAUGAAGGCUUGACACCUCUGGAAAUUUUAAUUAAGGAUAGACCUCUGUAUAUUGAAUAUGAUAAGAAUAAUCCAUCAGAAGUAUAUGUUUGGGGAAGUAAUACAAAUUAUAAUUUAGGUCUAGGAAAUGAACAAAGCAGAAAUCACCCAGAAUUACUUGAUAAGUUCAGAAGAGAAAAUAUCAAUAUCAAGCAGGUGGUAAUGUGCAAAUUUCAUAGUAUAUUUCUUUCAACUGAUGGUCGUGUAUUUACAUGUGGACAUGGCCAUGGUGGUCGCCUAGGACAGAAUUCAGAGCAAACUGUUCUAAUACCUCAUGUUAUUAAAGGUCUUGGUACCUCAAUAUGUCAAGAGAUUGCUGCAGGUCAAGAUCAUUUGGUCAUAUUAACCGAAGGCAACCAGGUAUGGACUUGUGGCUUAAAUACAUAUCAUCAACUCGGUCAUGUUCCACCACCAGAACGUCUACUUUAUCCUCGUCCAAUAACUUUAAAACUCAUAAAAAACCAAGAGUUUAUUGGAGUUUGUGCUGCACGUUACCAUACAGUCUUAUUUACAAAUGAUGCUGUUUUUACUUUUGGUUUAAAUGCUGGUCAGUUAGGUCAUCCAAAAGGGAGUCGAACUCAAAUUUCUCCUAGACAAGUGUCAACAUUAGACCAUAAAGAUUGGAAAAUAACUCAUGUUGUUGCUAGUGAUGGUGCUACUGUAUGUGCCACAAAUAAAGGCGAUGUGUUUGUCUUGCAUGAAUAUCAGUGUCGCAAAAUUGCUUCAAGACAAUUAGAGAUACAAAAAUUAUCAGUUGUUGGUGGACAUCUAGAUGCUCGAUGUGAAGCAGCAAGUGUUAAGGAAGGUGGUGGUUUUGAAUUACGAAUUGUUAUACUGACAAGAUCUGGAAAGAUAUUUUUAUGGAGAGAAUCAUAUCCUGUUUUAAGAAGAUGUCUUUUCAACAUUGGAAGACAAUUAUUUGUUUCUGAUCUUCAAGUUACACAUUCUGUUAUUUCCUUUAUUACAAAAGAUGGUGAAGGAUUUCAAGGAAAUCUUGCUUUUUCAAAAGACAAUUCAUUAAAUUCUGCAGAGAAAGGUUCAUCUAUUCUUUGUAAUACAAAAUCGUCAAUGAUGGUCAAUUCUUUACAUACAUUACUAAAUAAAGAUGAGUGUGAUCUAAUACGCAUUAAACGUUUGCAUGGAAUUCAUAGAGCAGUUCAAAUAACUUCAGAUUCAAAAGGAAGAAAUUUUGCUGUGCUCCAAUCUCAUCCAAAAAUUGGUUUAACUGAAUUACCAACUUUACCACCUUCAGAAAUGCAAGAAAAUUUUCUGCAUCUUUUGCAAAGUGUGCAUCCCGAAGACAUUAUUCAUGAUGUUAUAAUAAAAGUUGGAAGUAGAUAUUUUCAUGCACAUAAAUAUAUUUUGGCUUCUCAAAGUGAAUAUUUUCGGAAACUUUUCAUUUCUGAAGAAAUUACCAAUGGAAUACUACAGACAAUGUCAGUUGAUGAUGUAACUUCUGAUACAUUUGAACAGAUCUUACAAUUUACAUAUACUGAUGAAUGUGAUUAUCUAAAGGAAGGAAAAGAAAUACAUAAAAAGAAUCCUUUGCCAUGUAAUUCAAAUAAUAAAGAUAUUGCAAAAAAUGAAAUUGGUAUUUCAGCAUAUGAGGUUGCUCAGAGGAAAAAUAAAAAACGUUGUAAAGAAAAUAAAAAUAAAACAAUUAUUGAAAAUCCACUUAUAGAUUUACAAGAUGCAAGUAAAAAAUUUGGACUAGUUCAUCUUUCCAAAAGAUUGAAAAGUGUAAAAUUAGUUAAUGGAAAAAUAAAAGUUCUUGAAUUUCCUAAUGUUUCAAAAUUACGAUUUAAUCGAAAAAAUCUAAUUAAUCUCUGUGAUGUGAAGUUACUAUCAGCAGACAAAAAAGAAUUUAGUUGUCAUCGUUGUGUAUUAGUAGCAAGAUCUGAAUAUUUUCAUAAUAUGCUUGGAUCUGGUUGGAUUGAGUCUUCGUCAUUGGAUCAGCUUUCACUUUCAAUAGAAUCUGAAAUUUUAGAAAUAAUACUGGAUUAUUUGUACGCUGAUAAUGUAUCUAAAAUUUAUGAUUCAGACAAUCUGGAUCUCAUAUGCAAUACUUUAAUGACAGCUGAUCUUCUAUUAAUUGAUAGACUUAAAGCCAUUUGUGAGUUAACUUUAGUUGACUUAAUAACAUUAAAAAAUGCUGCAGAAUUAUUAGAAAUUUCAUUUGUCUACAAUGCACCCCAAUUGAAACUAGCUUGUAUGGAAUAUAUCUGUAUUAAUUUGCCUGCUAUUUUAGAAAAUGGAUAUUUAAAUGCUGUCAGUGAUGAAGCUAUGGAAGAAUUAACAAAAUUUUAUCAAAAAUUAGUACCGGCGAUGAAUAAACGCAUUAUAACACCUUACAGUAUGGGUCCUACUCACGAAGAAAUGCAAUUUGUUGCUGAAAAUUUUCCUGUAGAUAGUGAUGAUGAAUUUAAACGCUUACAUUUUGAUACAAACCCAUUAAAAUCAGAAGGUAAAGUCAGAUCAAGACGUAGAACUUAUUCACAUAGAAGCAGCACAGAAGAACAUACAACAAAAGAGAAAAAUGAGACUGAAGAUCUUCAUAUGGAAGAGUUGCAGUUAGCUGAAUGUUUACCAGAUUCUAAUAUAAAAAAUGAAGAUCUCAAUAAAGUUAUUCCUGUUGAAAAUUCAGAUUUCUCUGGUAAAAAUAAUUCACUGUCCAAAUUAUUUGGAAAAACUGGUUGGACUGUGUCUUCUAGUGAAGCUGUUCCCAUGUUAAAAGAUAUCAUGAUGCAAGAAGAACGUGCACAGAAUGUGACUAGAAAACAGAUGAAUAUUAAAAUUGAUUCUCCAUGUUUAUCUCAUCCAAUAUCAAAAACAAAAACAGACAUGAUAUCACCAAAGAAUAAAGUAUAUGUACAAAAAAAUUCACCUACGUCGACCAGUUCUAAUAUUUGGAAAGACAGCUCCAUUCAGAAAUUACCAAAGAAUAAUAUAAAAGAAGAAUCUUCACACAACAUCAAUGUUUUAUCUUCAUUCUUUCCAUCACUGGAUGAAAGGACUAUGAAGCAAAAUAUAGUGUUCAAAAUUGAUAUGAAUUUGGCAUUUGAUCAGAAUACAUCUCAAGGUAAUCCAUGGAAUAAAAAGACAAAACAAGAAGAAAAACCGGUUCCCAAUCUGGAUGAUAUUCUGAAAGCAGAGGAAAGAAAACUUACUCUAGAGAAGCAUCAUAAAGCAAAACCAUUGCAUUUCAUUCAUUUAGAGGAUGGAGCAAUCGAAGAAUUAUUAAAGCUUUAUGAGGCAGAAGAUAACCCAGAAGAAAAGAUAACCGUAGGACGUAUUCUACCAGAAAGAGUUACUACACCAGUAUGGAAGAAAAAUUCAUUUUCAUCAUUUUCUCUUUCUUCUUAAAAAUUAAAAUCAACUUAUAUUUAUGGAAUGAAUAUUUAAAACAUUGUUAUAUCAUUUUUAUUUUUUCUUCUUUUUUUGUUUGUUUGAAAUGAAAAAUUCUAGAUUUAUUUGAUUGUUUAGAAAAUGCUGCCAAAUUUAUGUAAAUAUAUAUAUAAUAAAAGUUAUAUUUUUGAGAU
Centruroides sculpturatus (bark scorpion) is the source of this 4478-nucleotide messenger RNA. RefSeq names its product inhibitor of Bruton tyrosine kinase-like. The record is from RefSeq and is a predicted model, not a curated record. Gene Ontology annotation, molecular function: protein binding. The transcript is spliced from 26 exons. NCBI's taxonomy places the organism in Eukaryota, Metazoa, Arthropoda, Arachnida, Scorpiones, Buthidae. Bases 526 to 4302 code for a protein of 1258 amino acids.